UUUGAGACCUUCUGACAAGCAAAGUCAAUGGGAAAGCCAGAUUCACUUAACCAGGUUAUUAACUUAUCAACUGUAGUGAUUCACGUAACAAAUGAGGCAAGGAAGGUUAUGCAAUAGGGCAAAAUUCAUUUAGCAAAUAAACAGAAAUUUUGGGCUCAGUUGUGGUCAUACGUUGAGGACUAUCUGUAUUUGAAUUAAUUAUAUGAAGUGGACAGUCUUUCAAUUCAGAUUUUCAUCUAAUCAGCUUAAUUUUAAAAUUCUUAUCUCAGAAUUGUGUUUUUCUUUUCUUUUCUAGUGGGUCUGUGCAAGUGUAUACAAUAGAUCAUUCCACAGGGGCCAUGCAAUUGUCUCACAAACUGGAACUAACACCCAAGCAAUAUCCCGAUAUUUGGAACAAAACAGGAGCUGUUAAACUCAUCAGAUGGUCUCCUGAUAAUUGUGUUGUUAUGGUGACCUGGGAAUGUGGAGGCCUGUCUUUAUGGAGUGUAUUUGGAGCCCAUCUUAUUUGUACUCUAGGAGGUGACUUUAUUCAUCGAACUGAUGGUACUAAAAAGGACCCUUUAAAGAUCAGCUCUAUGAGCUGGGGAUCAGAAGGCUAUCAUUUAUGGGUAAUCGAUGCAAAUAAUUUUGGGAAUUCAGUGACUGAGAGCAAAAACAAAGGACAGCAUUUUGGUAUUUUGCAAUUUCAGUUCAUCAAAAGUGCACUCGCAGUUAAUCCUUGCAUAGUAAGUAUUCAUGUUUGAUGAUUUGUAGUCCUAGGUCAAUUUUAUUACCUUUUUGGUCAAAACGUUGCCUAAUUUGGAUUAUCUUA
This is a messenger RNA of Crotalus tigris (Tiger rattlesnake), 811 nucleotides long. RefSeq names its product guanine nucleotide exchange factor subunit RIC1-like. Lineage: Eukaryota; Metazoa; Chordata; Lepidosauria; Squamata; Viperidae. Gene Ontology annotation, biological process: retrograde transport, endosome to Golgi; intracellular protein transport. The record is from RefSeq and is a predicted model, not a curated record. Gene Ontology annotation, cellular component: Ric1-Rgp1 guanyl-nucleotide exchange factor complex; Golgi membrane; cytosol. Bases 339 to 743 code for a protein of 134 amino acids. The transcript has 4 exons.